Molecule: messenger RNA, 1216 nt
Organism: Orycteropus afer afer
Lineage: Eukaryota; Metazoa; Chordata; Mammalia; Tubulidentata; Orycteropodidae
Gene: SGCA
Product: sarcoglycan alpha
Cellular component (GO): membrane; sarcoglycan complex
Molecular function (GO): calcium ion binding
Source: RefSeq, a predicted model, not a curated record
CUCACAGGGACCGGCCAGGCUGGGGCCGCCAUGGCAGCAGUGCUGGUCUGGACUCCUCUCCUUGUGGGUCUCCUGGCAGGGCUGGCAGACACUGAGGACCAGGUGACCACCCUCCACCCACUCGUGGGUCGCGUCUUUGUGCAUACCUUGCACCAUGCCACCUUCCUGAAUCUCCCAGAGCCUGUGGCUGUCCCACUGUCCGUCCCCAUCACCUAUCAUGCCCACCUCCAGGGACAUCCAGACCUGCCCCGGUGGCUCCGCUAUACCCAGCGUAGCCCUCACCACCCUGGCUUCCUCUAUGGAACCGCCACCCCUGAAGAUCGUGGCCGCCAAGUCAUUGAGGUCAUUGCCUACAAUCGAGACAGCUUUGAGACCACCCGGCAGAGACUGGUGCUGCUGAUUGGGGACCCAGAAGGUCCCCUGUUGCCAUACCAGGCUGAGUUCUUAGUGCAGAGCCACGAUGUGGAGGAAGUGUUGCCGUCCACACCUGCCAGCCGCUUCCUCACAGCCUUGGGCGGGCUCUGGGAGCCAGGGGAGCUUCAGCUGAUCAACAUCACCUCUGCCUUGGACCGUGGAGGCCGUGUCCCCCUUCCCAUCGAGGGCCGCAAGGAAGGGGUGUAUAUCAAGGUGGGCUCUGCUUCGCCCUUCUCAACCUGCCUGAAGAUGGUGGCAUUCCCUGACAGCCACGCCCGCUGUGCCCAGGGCCAGCCUCCACUUCUGUCCUGCUAUGACACCUUGGCACCCCACUUCCGUGUUGCCUGGUGUAACGUGACCCUGGUGGACAAGUCAGUGCCACAGCCCGUGGAUGAGAUGCCCACCCCAGGCGACGGGAUCCUGGAGCAUGACCCGUUCUUCUGCCCACCCACUGAGGCCACCGCCCGGGACUUCCUGACUGACGCACUGGUCACCCUCCUGGUGCCUCUGCUGGUGGCCCUGUUGUUCACCCUGCUGCUGGCCUAUGUCAUGUGCUGCCGACGGGAGGGACGAUUGAAGAGAGACCUGGCCACCUCUGACAUCCAGAUGGUUCACCAUGACACCAUCCGUGGGAACACAGAGGAGCUGCGGCACAUGGCAGCCAACCGCGAGGUGUCCCGGCCACUCUCCACCCUGCCUAUGUUCAACGUGCGCACGGGUGAGCGGCUGCCUCCCCGUGUGGAUAGCGCCCAGGUGCCCCUCAUCCUGGACCAGCACUGAGGACCCAGCCAGGUGGGUCCAG